AUGAAAGAUCCACACUUGACAGCCGAUGGACAUACGUACGAAGCAGAAGCUAUCAGGACAUGGUUUAGCAGAGGUCGCCAUACGUCGCCCAUGACAAAUCUCAAGCUUCCUCAUCAGAACCUUGUCCCAAACCGUACUCUUCGGAAGGUACGGAUUCUUCUGUUUCAAGUUUUCAAAUUCAAUCGACGGAAUAGGAAGAGGAUGGUCUCUACUCGAAGCAUAGUUCAGGCUCAAGAGUUAGAGAAGAGAUACAAUGAAGAAGUCAAGCUCAGGAAAGAAGCAGGAGAUGCACUUGCUAGCAAAAAUGAAGAGAUGGAGGUGAUGAAUCGGUUACACAAGGAAGAACAAGGUCAACUGAAAUUAAAUACUCGAGCCAUGGAGCAAAAGCACCAAAAGGAGAAGGUAAACCUUAAAGUGGCAUGGCUUGAAAAUGAAAACGAGAAAAUGCAUUUGAAGGCUGAGGUUUUGGAGGGCAAGUACAAGGGCGAGCUGAGUCUCAGAAAAGAAACAGAAACUGCGCUGCGUAACCAAAGCAAAGAGCUCGAAGAGACGAAGCAACUGCUUGAAGCUUGCAACGUAGAGCAAGAGAACCUGACUACGCAGGUCAGAACUUGGCAGGAGAGGCACGAUCAAGAGUCGCGUCUCAAGAAAGAAACAGAGGAUGCCCUUUCUAGAGAAAAACAAGAGCUUGAGACUGUGAAAGUGCUACUCGAAUCUUCCAAGAAAGAAACGGAUGCGAUGCGACAAGAGAGGGACAAUGCUCUCCUUGUAUUCGACGAGAUGGCAACAAAGCAAGCGGAAGAGCGUCAGCCUCCACCGUCGUUUAUUUGCCCUAUCUCACAGGCAAGCCUCAUUUGA
Messenger RNA from Microthlaspi erraticum, 858 nucleotides. The record is from the annotation of a GenBank genome assembly. NCBI's taxonomy places the organism in Eukaryota, Viridiplantae, Streptophyta, Magnoliopsida, Brassicales, Brassicaceae.